This is a messenger RNA of Ruditapes philippinarum (Manila clam), 6495 nucleotides long. RefSeq names its product TAR DNA-binding protein 43-like. Lineage: Eukaryota; Metazoa; Mollusca; Bivalvia; Venerida; Veneridae. Gene Ontology annotation, cellular component: nucleoplasm. The record is from RefSeq and is a predicted model, not a curated record. Gene Ontology annotation, biological process: regulation of gene expression. Gene Ontology annotation, molecular function: RNA binding. The transcript has 4 exons. Bases 920 to 2170 code for a protein of 416 amino acids.
CGCUGCAUGCCAAACCUAUUAAUAGUCUGAUAAUGUUUGUCACGUGGAUAUAUUUUUAUAUUGCAUUACUUACAGUCCAUUUUGCAAGUAAUCAGGACUACUACUUGAUACUGUCCUUGUGUAUAAUAUCUAUCAAACUGAGAAACUAAAAUUAUUAACAAUGGUAGUUCACCAAAGACCUUAUCAACUUAAGAAAACCUUAACAUUGCUCUUCUGUGUCAACAAAGGUAUAUCACUGUAUGAAAGGUUGAAAUAUCUUCAAAGCUCAGAAAAAUUAAAGAUUGUCUACUGCAUAAGGUCAUGGAACGUUAUAUUACAUUCUGUAAUAAUAAAUUCUGAUAAGGUCCUAUUGAAGCCGUGGUCCGGACACAUAUUUUAUUAAAAUAUGAAUUUUUGAAUGCAACAUGGCACCGCUUGUUCACUGUCUUUUAGUGCACGGUGAUGUCCUCUAUACGCGGUCAUGAUUUAAAGCCCAUUUUGCAAAAAAAAUGCAAUAAAACCGACACGUAAAACGUUCACAAGUGUGCAAGGCAGUGGACCACUAAAUUUUGUAUAUUGUAUAAAAAUGAAGUGGUUUUUACCAUUCUUGCUACGAUAUAAUACAGAAUAAUGAUUGUAAUCACCAGAAAAGCAAUUGCAUUGUUAAUUACAGCGAGUAUAUCUUACAUUAAACUUUCAAUUAACAGAAAGAAAUAUUUUACGAGUUGCCGGUAAUGCUUUAUCACUGUAAAUUGAAUUUACAUAUACACCGAUAAUUACGAUAGACUGGUGAACGAAAUAUAAAUCGGAAACGGACAUUGCGACGUAAAUGUAUUCGAACCGUUCUAAAAGAGUGUCGUGUCGCCAUUUUGUUUCGGAAGUAAUUUCUUGGGAAAACCCUGCAAGAUAUUUUUCGAGAUUUUAAUGCCAUUUUACUAAAAUGCCUCAAUAUAUUCAGGUAACAGACGACGAAAAUGAAGAGGCUGUUGAAAUCCCAAGUGAAGAGGAUGGUACUCUUCUACUUAGCACAAUAUCCGGACAGUUUCCCAACGCCUGUGGAUUGAAGUACAGAAACCCACAAACUGGAAAUUUCCGAGGGAUACGCCUAAGUGAUAACAAGCUCCACCCACCAGACAACGGCUGGAAAAAUCAUACAUACCUCGUUGUUUUUCCAAAAGACAAGAAGAAAGGAGCUGUAGGCGAAGAUAUAAGCUUAAAGACUAGUCUCAGUGAAAAGAAAUGUAGUGACCUCAUCGUGUUAGGGCUACCUUGGAAGAGUUCUGAGGAAGACCUAAGAAAUUACUUCUCAAAGUUUGGUGAACUCCUGCUUGUACAGGUGAAACGAGAUCAAAAAACAAGCCAAUCGAAAGGCUACGGGUUUAUACGUUUCCAUAAGUAUGAAGAUCAAAUGAAAUGUAUGUCCCAGCGACACAACAUUGAUGGUAGAUGGUGCGAUGUUACCAUUCCAAACUCAAAUGAAGGUGCACACCAAAUGAUCAACCGUAAAGUGUUCAUUGCUAGAUGUACAGAAGAUAUCACAUCAGACGAUCUCAGGAAUUAUUUCUGUCAGUAUGGCGAGGUGGUAGACGUUUUCAUCCCGAAACCAUUCCGAUCAUUUGCGUUUGUCACAUUUUCGGACCCUGAAGUUGCUCACAGUCUUUGUGGGGAAGAUCAUAUAGUAAAAGGUGUAAGUGUCCAUGUGAGUUAUGCGGCACCAAAAGGAACAGACCGAUUUGGAGACAAGAAGGUUCAGCCAGGAGUUCAAAAUGGCCCUGUUCAACAAAGGGGAGGUAACUAUACACAGUUGGUGAAUCAUCAGGGGACUUGGCAGCCACACAAAAAUAACCAGAUUGCAAAACCAAUGGGCUUCCCUCCAAACAUGCCACCACAGGAUAUGAAUGCUGUUGGUAUUAACCUAUUCAAUUCUGCGAUGAUGGCAGCUGCACAAGCCAUGCUGCAGGGUCAGGGUGGUAACUGGGCACAUAUGACUCCUCCCCCUGGCCCGCCUCCGCAACAUCAUCAGCCUGUAGCCUCGGGUGAUGCAGGGGUUCCUCAAACUGCAGGUCAUGUUUACGCUGCACCACAGACCAGUACAGCCUGGGGAUGGGGUGGACAUCAUGCGACUGAGCCUCAGCCUGGGAGUUACGCUGGUUGGAGUGCUUCCAACAGACAGCAGCAGGGGUGGAGCUAAUAAAGGUGUUCAUGCAUGGGUGAAAGAGGUAACUGAACUGAAACUAGAAAAAAAAAUCAUACUCUUUUGAUUUUACCUCUAUGUAUAAUGUUAGAUGCUAGUCUUCCAAGUUGGUCAAAUGGGUAUUGCUCGGUCAUAGAUAUUUCAGAUGUAGACAAAGUGUGUGUUUUAAAUGCUUGAAACCUGUAAUUUGUAAGAAAAAUCUUUUUAAAUCAGUUUUCUAGUCUUGAAUUUACUGAUUUACCUAUUUAACUUGUCACUUUCAACCUUAAGGUUGCUGUCAGAGCCAUGCAACCAGUGCAGACCAAGGUCAGCCUGAACAUCCACAACAUCUGAUCAUGGUCUGCAUUGUUUGCUAUCCAGUCAGUGAAUAUUUUGAACUUUUCUAUGAAAAUGAUAAAUGGUUUGGUCCAGAUUUGAAAGAUGCAAAAUUCCAUUUAAGAUAUAUAGCGUUGAAAAGGUUAAUUAUUCAUGAUAAUACAGUUUCAGUUCAGGUACUUAAAAUUCCAGGGGUCACAUUCUGUUUAUUACUGGCAAGUAUUUUAAUAAGAGCCAAAAUGAAUUAGGAAAGUUAUAUGACUGGAAUGGGCUUAAUAUUGCAGUAUUGUGAGCCCUGGAAAUGCGUGUAAAUAGAGAACAAAUACUAUGAAUUCAAUUCAGCAUGGGUAGUUAAUACUUACAAUUUAUUACAUUUUAGAAUUUGUUGUUGUUGUACCCUUAUUAGAUAGAAUAGGCACAUCUGUUUGUGGGUUUUGUUUUAGCUGUUUUGUUGAAUUCAUAGUAUUUGUGGGAAUGAAUUUGUCAUGUACUAAGUACUGACUGUUUCAAAGCUUUUGUUCCUUAUUAAGCAGAGUGUGUUAUAGUCUUUUUGUUUUUCUUUGUUAAGAGGUAGUCGAUUUUUGUCUUGCACAGUAAACUUCAUAUAGCCAUCAUAUACAUGGUAAUUACUAUUUGACUCUGUACCUUUCUUUGAACUUAAAAGCUUGACCAGGUGUGGCAUUCUUAAGGAAGUUGAAUUCGGGGCCCUAAUUCUGAGUGCCCCGUUACUUGUAUGUGAUUUUUCUGAGAUGCAAGGUUUGAUAAAGAUAGCUUGUUUAAUUAAAUUAAGGUGGUGUUAACAUUGCAUAAACCUUUUGCAAGAAUGUAAUACGUGUCUUAGUAUAUCACAUGACUUAAUCUCAAAAGUGAGGAAUGCUUGUCACCCAAAUUCAAAUUGAAAUCACGAGUCAAUAUUCAUAGAAGCUUGUGCAAGACAAAAGUAGAUGAUUGUCAUGUAUCAAAUGAAAUUUUGUGUUCUUACAAUGCUAUUUAGUGCAACCACAUGAAAAUAGUCUUUCAGGAAUGAAACAUACUGAAUGGGAGAGCUGCUGUGUGAACCGUGUUGUUGUCAUCUAAUGACAUAGUUUGUUCUUGUUACAGAGAUGGUCACAUGUUCAUGUUUAAAGUAGCUAAUUGUUAUUUGUCAUACUGUGAAAUUUUAAACCUUACUUAAAGUGAUAGACUUUGCCAGAAUUUAGUUAAACAAAUGUAUAGUUUUGGGCAAGUUUUCUUAAUGGAUGUUCAAAUUACUGGUAAGCAAAAUUUCAAUUAAAAAAAAAAAAUAUGCUUUCAGACAAAACAUAAACACCAUAACAUGUUAGUGAUUUGGGUAAAAAUCCCCUAUAAAUUUCAAACAGUGGUAUAUUUGUCCGGCUACAUUACAUUUGGAGUCCGGUAGAGGAAAUACCGGCUAUAAAUAACCGACUUUUCUUUAGCCUCGUUUAAAAAAGGAAAUUUAAUGAUAAAAACAUAUCAUAUAGUGCGUUUCUGCAGUGAUAAAGUUAGUCAUUAUACAUAACAGCAGUCCUACUGCUGUGAUAGUCAAACUUUGUUAAUGUGAUAGAUGUACUUUGCUUAACUGAAGAAAAUAGAAUGUUAGAUGAUGCAUUGAAAUCAUAGGCUUAUGUAUAUUAAUUGUUGGCUGUUCGUCUGUUUCCAUCUCUGUGACAGUGCAUAGUGUGAUCAAGUUUUGUUUUACUAUAUUAUCACGUGAGAUUAGGCCAUAGAUACAAUGCUCAAGGACUUCGUGUUUUCUUUUUUUUUAUUGUCACACACUUCAGGAAUUUUACUCUGUGCCAAAUUGCUCGUGGUUUGGACGAUGCUUAAAAGUAUGUAGAAUGAGUGACGCUGAUGUGAUUCAAAACCAAAGUUAAAUAUUACAUGUUUUAUUCUUGUCAGUUCUUUGCAGUUGUAUGGCCUAGUCCCGAGGUUGUAAAAUUAUAAAAUCGAGACAAAUUCACCUCAUUGGUCGAUUUUGAAGGUUUGCAGUUUGAAAUGGACCAAUCAAGAUGCAGUAUUUAGAUCAGCUCACAUUUUAUAACCUUGGGCACUGGAUUGUUGCUAGACUUCAUUUUAUGUGGUUGUGUACAUUGUUAUAUAUAGAAAUAUAAAAUUAUAAUUAUGGAUAUGGUUUUAUUUGCUGAGAAAUUCAUUUCUAGAAAAUCACAUUCUGUGGUAAUUUAGCUUUAGGACAGGGACUUGUUAAAUUUUAGAAAAAGUUAGUCUUUGUAGGUGGGUAAAUGUUGUAAAAAAUGUAUUUCUUUCUCUCCUUCCUUAGCAAGUAAAGCCAUAUCUUAUGUAAAAUUUGAAUCCAUUUGUUGAAACUAUGUUAUGUUUGUCUAAAGACAAGUUUGGUAGUAUAAAAAAAACAACAAAAACUAUUAGCUGGUAAAAGUUAGUCAUAAUUGUUACUAAAAUAUUUAAAAGUGGAAAAUGUUUUAUAGGGAAGCCUUUGAAGCAAUUCAUCUAUCAAUGGCUAGUUUAAAUUCAGCCAUUCACAUCUUUCGGUAUAGUAAGAUAAAUUAACAAAUGUUGGUCUACAUGGACUAGACUGUAUUUGAAUUUGUGAAGAAAUCUAGAGGGCUUUAAUUGCCAAGUGGUUAAAGUUACUGACAUUGAUACACUUGCCACUUGUCACUGUUUGUCAACUCCUGCACAGGACUUUUGAUACUUGAUGCUCGGAAGAUAUCCAUAUAGGAUGUUGAUGGUUUUCUUUCACAAGUAAAACAGGAAAAUCACUAAGAUGACUGCUACAGUGUCAUUGAGACUUAAAAUCUUACAAACAAAAAAUGCAAAACAUGGCAAAAUGGAUUGUUGAAUUUACACAAGCUAUUGAUAGUCUUAAUAUUGGUGAACUUCUUUGGAAAAUGAUACUGUAGACAAUAGUUUCAACUGUGGAUUCAUUUAUUUAAAAAUACCUAUACUUAUAUUGUUAAAUUGUACAUAAUACCUUUUUUAUAUUGUAUAUAUUUGCUUAAAAUUGUUAAUAAUAAUGUACUCUAAGUGCUAUAUAAUUCCAUGAAGUUUUUACACUGAUCACCUAUUGGGCAGAAGUGACCUUGACCUGUUUCGUCAUCUUGUGUGUGAAAUAUGUUAGUUUAUCCAAGUAGUUAAUUAUUGUUAGAACUGGAAUGAGUCACUAUAGUUAUGGUUGAGGUUUACUUUUUUUUUUUUCGUUGUUGUUGAAAAUAAUGAAUAUUGUUCAUUUUUGUUGUUACCAUGGUAACAAAAGUGGUUAAUUAGGAAAGUGUCGAGGUUUAUGAGUAAGAAGAGAGUGGAUUUUUUUUUAUAUUAUUGUUAAAGGUGUUUCUUUAAUACAGAAAAGACUGGUAAUAUUAUAUGACAUUGAAAGUUAGUUCCUUGAAUACCCAUUUACUGUGAAGAUCUUGUAUGUGAAUGGAAUUUUUGUAAAAUGGCAGUUUCCAUGGUAACGGUAUAUGAUAUAUCUCAAAACCGUGAAAAAUAGCCACAUUUCUGUAAAGAAACACCUUAUACGUAGUAUACUGUAUGAUCAUUUAUGUAAGGUAAUGAAGUAGACAAAGAUAAAGGAGUGGGUCAAACUAUAUUUUUAUUGCUCAAAAAAGUCUGAGAGGGCGGGGCGAAAUCUGACGAGUAUGAAACUUGUAUUGUUGAAUAUGUUAUUGUUCCAUGAUCGUUUUAAGUGGACGGAGAAAGCAAUUUUCGUUUUACAUAUAUACAGCAUUUUGUUGUUAUUGAAAUUUGUUAUAUAUUUUUUUAUUCUGUUAAACAGAGAAACAGUUCUAGUCCUGCCAUAUUUUACUUUGCUAAUCAAGGUCAUUUCUGCCCAUACAGAUUAUUUUAUAGAGAUUUUUUUUUCAAACCACAAUUUGGUUCAUUUUUUUAACGAUUGUGGUUUUGAUAAAAAGUUUAUUUUUACACUGUUAAAUUUUAAGAGGAUGAAAAUAAGUAAACAGUAUGUGUCGUGAAAAGAUUAAGUCUUUUAUAAGAGAAGAACGAGCCGUGUUGAUGAGAACUUCUUUUUUUGU